AUGGGCAAGCCAGGUAUCGCUAAGAAGAGGAAGGGUCCUUCGAUCCACUCAAGAGCGGCGCGUCGAGCCACCUCUCCCAGCAUUGACACAGACAAGUCCCUCAAAGAACUAAACCCUCCUUCCCCCGCACGCGCCGAGUCCCGCCCCUCUGUCCUAGCAGCGCAUCACGGCGCAGGAGUAACCAAGAAAUCGAGCAAGCGCAAGGCUAUACUCAGCUCCAGGGCCCGAAGGAGACAAGAAAAGGGAGCCGAUAGAGCGGAAGCCAUCUCGGAGAGGGUGGCGGCAAAGAUUGAGAAGAGCGUGAAGGCGGGCAAGUCGGUUCGAUCGAGAGGAAAGACAUGGGACGAAGUGAACGGAACAGGCGUUACGAAGACGAAGAGGAAAGGACAGAGUGCGCCGAAGGAGGAUUUAUGGGGGACGGACGAUGAGGCUAUGGGUGUGGAAGAGGAGCCUUUGAAAGCGAACGUACCUCUUCAGGUCUUGGAGGUUGCGGCGGAAGAUGAGGAGGACGAGAUCCUCUGA
Molecule: messenger RNA, 522 nt
Organism: Scedosporium apiospermum
Lineage: Eukaryota; Fungi; Ascomycota; Sordariomycetes; Microascales; Microascaceae
Exons: 2
Coding region: 1-522 (173 amino acids)
Biological process (GO): ribosomal large subunit export from nucleus
Cellular component (GO): nucleolus; preribosome, large subunit precursor
Source: RefSeq, a predicted model, not a curated record